CGAAUCUCUAGGUCCAAAGAGGGAAAAGAGAAGCAAAAUGGGCGACUAUCGGCAACAGUUGGGUUACUUAAUCAAGUGGUUGAGCACCUUCGACCUCCAGGCACCGCACAGCUCCGCGGAGGAGAUAAGUGAUGGGGUUGCCCUGGCAGAAGCCUUGACCAAAAUCGCACCGGAGUGGUUCACGGCAGCGUGGAAGGCGAAGAUUAAGACCGAUGUAGGCACCAACUGGCGCCUUAAAAUGAGCAACAUGAAGAAGAUCGUGGAGGCUGUGAUGGAAUACUACGUCGAGUGUCUGAACCAGCAACUAACUGGCUACGUUAAACCGGACGCCACCAAGAUCGGCGAGCGCUGCGACAUCGACGAGUUGCGCCGCCUACUGCAGCUGGUCCUCGGUUGCGCUGUCAAUUGCGAUCAGAAGCAACAGUACAUCACCAGGAUAAUGGGCAUGGAGGAGACGGUGCAACAGGCGAUAAUGCAAAGUAUCCAGGAGCUGAACUUUGAAUCCAUAGUGGAUGUAGCAGACGGUACUCAACAGACACUCUACGCCGAGCUCCAGGCGACAGUGGACAUGAAAGAUCAGCUGGCGCAGAAGUGUCACGAGCUCGAUCAGCAGCUCUCUCUGUUGCAGGAAGAGAAAACCACGUUAAUCGCCGAGAACAAGAAACUCCAGGAACGCCUGGACGAGUUUGAAAAUCCAGAAGAGUCUGGCUCGAUCCUCAAGUAUUCCGGGUUGCGGAAGCAGGUUGAAGCAUUGAAGGAUGAAUUGUUCAAGAUGGAGACAUCCAGGGAUGAUUACAGAUUAAAAGUAGAACUGUUGGAGAAAGAAGUGUUGGAACUGCAGUCGCGGCAGGAGGAUCUGCAAAAGGCAGCUGAUGAGGCGAAUCAUCUGAAAGACGAAGUAGACGCUUUGAGGGAAACCACAGACAAGGUGGCAAAGUACGAAAUCAUGAUAGAAUCGUACAAGAAGAAAAUGGAGGACAUGAGUGAUCUCAAAAGGCAGGUAAAGAUAUUGGAGGAUAAGAACGUCGAGUAUUUGCAGGCCAAGUUGGAUUACGAGGAAGAAGUGAAACGUACGAUGAUGUUGCGCAAUCAUCUAGAAGUAUGCAAGCAGCAACUUACGGAAGUUCAACACAGGUUAGAUGAACAAAGCAACAAGUAUGAUCGGCUGGAGUUCGAAGGCAAGAAAAUGGAAGCGAAAUUGGGCGCCCUGCAGAGAGAGAGGGAUCGACUGAUCAUCGAGAGGGAUGCUCUAAAGGAAACGAACGAAGAGUUGAAAUGCACGCAACUACAAGCCGUCGAGAACAUGGCAAAACCCAAUACUGACAGUACCGGAGUUUCCGCGACGGAAAUGAUUCCGCUUGAGGUCAAGGAAAAGUUGCAUUGCUUGCAGCUGGAGAACAAAAUGAUGAAGAUGAAGCUGUCUGGUAACGAAGAUAAGCUACCGAGUGUGCAAGCGUUGCUCGAGGAUUCCGAGGAACGUUUGAACACGUUGCGAGGACAAAAUCGCAAGGCAAAUCAGAGGAUAAUGGAGUUAGAAAACAAAUUGGAGGAGGCCAUGGGCACUCAGAUUAGCGGUGAUAGUAAAAGUGACAACGUAGGCUUGAAUCAAAAGAUGUCGCAGUUGCAAGACGAACUUCGAAAAGCGCAAACCGAUAGAGACCGGUUGACGCUACAGCUCGAAGAACGUGAAAGCAGCUUGCAGACUCAGAAGCAGAAGGCUUUCGCUCUUCAGGAGAAACUCACGCGAAAGGAAUACGAGAAUGCCGCGCUUGAGGAACGCUAUAAGAAGUACAUUGAGAAAGCUAAAAGUGUCAUAAAGAGCCUCGACCCGAAGCAGAGUAAUUCUUCGCCGAGCGAGGUUGCCGUGCUGCGCAACCAACUGGUGGAGCAACGUAAGAUGAUCGAGGACAUGGAACGUUCCAUGAAGGAGGCUAAACUGCUGCGAGACAUGGAGGAAAAGCUAAUGGUGACUGCCUUUCAUAGACUGGGCCUGAAUUGUCACAGAGAAAUGAUGGAUCAGCGCCUUGCGGCGCUUAGUUCGGGACAGGGUCAAUCCUUUCUAGCCAGGCAAAGGCAACCCACGUCGAGACGUGGUUAUCCGCCUUAUAACUCGAAAUAAGGACACGCGUUAAAGCAAGUUGGUUUGACUUAAGUAUUAUUAUAGGACGAAAUGGUAAAUGAUCAUUUUAGGUAACAUCAUUAACAAUGCGAUGAAUGUGAUGCUACAUAUCCAUUAUUUGAAUUCAUUUGAACUUAACAAUCACAGAUUUAUACGAUGAUGAUUGACAAUUUAAUAUUCUCAUUCUCAACUCGUAACAUAAUAUUAAAACGUCACAUUUAUCUUCCUGUUACAGUUAUCUUAAUUGAUUAUAUUUCUUUCGAUGUAGAUACAAUUGAAUAAUUCAUAGCAAAGAAUAAAUAUCUCCAUUUGUUAGUAAUAAAAUUGAUAUAUAUAUAUAUAUAUAUAUAUAUAUAUAUAUAUAUAUAUAUAUAUAUGCAUAUAUAUAGACUGUGCUCAUACAAACUAUUAACAAAUAAAAGCCCAGCCGUUUUAGUUCUGAUCAUUUUUACAUGUAUAUCCAACUAAUCUUUUUGUCUUCCAGUGAAAUUAAGCGGAGAAACAAUUCUAAUAAUAAACACAAUUUUAUAAUCCAGAUUUUCAUCCAUACGAUGAUUUUCUAGCUAUUAGAGAUGUGCCAACACAUACGUUCCUAUAUUUUUAAUGAAUAUAUAAAAAAAAAUUAAUUGCGCACGAAUAUCUCCAACAGUUAGAAAAACUAACUAAAUUCUUGUGUAUUUCAAAAUUGUAUCUAUAUCGCAAACGUUUACCAUAUUUAUUUUAAUCAGACUCAAUACAAAAGAUAUAAAUUGUAAAUAUAUUAUACAUAGAUAUUGGAAGGUAUUUUGCUUCGCGAUAGGCUAAAUAUUGCGCAAGAAUAUUCUGAAUACGAACAAAUCACGUAAUGAUAUUUUAAAUCAUACUGACAAUUACCGAUUUGAAAAUAUUGUACAUCUGUAAUGUUGAUGUUUAUUUCGAUAGAGUUAGAUGAUUAGUGUACAUUCAUAAACGUUGUUAUUUGCUUUGUGCGACAAUACAUGAUGACAAGUUGUAAAUAAUGUAUAGGCCGUUCUAUACAUUUCUUGAAUUAAAAAAAAGUUAUAUAUAUAUAUAUAAAUUAUCUAACUAUUGCAACACGAUUUAUUGCAAAGAACUUAUUCGUAUAUUUAUAUCUUUAUAAUCUCGCGCGAUAAUAUAUUAUGAUCAACAUUAUUUAUUUCAUAUAUGUAUAAUUUAUGUUAUUUCUAUUAUUGUACAUUUGUUUUACAAUGUUAUUUUACAAUGCACAUUGCAAUAAAGAACAAUUUGGAAAUUAA
Molecule: messenger RNA, 3375 nt
Organism: Solenopsis invicta (red fire ant)
Lineage: Eukaryota; Metazoa; Arthropoda; Insecta; Hymenoptera; Formicidae
Gene: hook
Product: protein Hook homolog 3
Exons: 1
Coding region: 38-2119 (693 amino acids)
Biological process (GO): cytoskeleton-dependent intracellular transport; cytoplasmic microtubule organization
Cellular component (GO): cytoplasm; centrosome
Molecular function (GO): dynein light intermediate chain binding; microtubule binding
Source: RefSeq, a predicted model, not a curated record